This is a messenger RNA of Funneliformis geosporum, 687 nucleotides long. The record is from the annotation of a GenBank genome assembly. NCBI's taxonomy places the organism in Eukaryota, Fungi, Glomeromycota, Glomeromycetes, Glomerales, Glomeraceae.
AUGUCAAUAGAAAAGGAACCCUUGGGUGAUGAUUAUUGUCGUCGCAAAGUUUUAUUAGCUUACAAUCCAAAUUCAAUUACAAAUUCUCAACAUUUUUAUGAGUGGGCACUUUCAAACAUUUUUCGACCAAACUUGGACCACGUAUACUUAGUUUCAGUCAUCAAUACAAUAAAACAAUAUUACCCCAAAAACGAUAUGUGGGCGUUCGGUUUAGGUAGUUAUCCAAAUAUUGACUUCAAUUUUUUGGACGGUGAAUAUCAAAAUAAUAUUAAGAAUGAGCAAGAACGUGCUAAUAAUUUAUUAAAGGUUAUUUCUUGUGAAUUAACCCGAAGAAAUAUUACAAGUAAAGUGAUUAUUGCAAAAGAAGAUGUACGCGAAGCAUUAGUAAAUAUUUGUAAAUCCGUUAAACCCGAUAUAAUCUUAGUUGCUUCCGCUUCCAAGCGAUCAAAAAUCCUAUUAAAAAGUCCUGUUUUGAAACAUGUCAGAAAACACAUGAAAGAUAUCCCUGUGAUAACUGAUGUCGAUGAUGACUUGCAUCGAAAGCAUAAAAAUAACAAGGUCAGCGAGCCGAAAGUUUCAAAGCAAAAAAUUUCUCGCGUAAUUAAGAAAAUAAAGCAACAAUUAAGGUCUGGUACCGAUGUUGAGCCUCUUGUUGCUUCAAACAUUACCUAUCAUAAACUAGAUUAA